This is a messenger RNA of Penicillium chermesinum, 711 nucleotides long. RefSeq lists its product as uncharacterized. The transcript is spliced from 2 exons. Lineage: Eukaryota; Fungi; Ascomycota; Eurotiomycetes; Eurotiales; Aspergillaceae. The coding region runs from base 1 to 711 and encodes 236 amino acids. The record is from RefSeq and is a predicted model, not a curated record.
AUGCAUUUCACAUCGCUUGUCGCCCUCCUCCCUGCCCUUGCCCUGGCACAGGAACAGGUCCCCCUCGCGGACCGUGUGCAGGGAUGGUUCAACAAGGCCAAGUCGUUCGUGCCAACUGCGGUGCCCGCAGAGCCGAUCGUCAAGCUCGCCGAAAAGGUUUCUGAGAAGCGGGUCACGCCGGUUAAGCUGGACAACUGGCAGUCCCUGUUGACCCCAGCUCCCGAGCCCCAGGACUGGCUGAUCUUCGUGACUGGUGGCAACAAAACCUGCUUCGGUCGCUGCGAGCAUCCCGAGAAGGCUUUCAAUGAAUCGGUCAUCCUUUUCUCUGCCGAUCCGACCUCUCCAAACCUUGGUCUGCUGAACUGCGAGGAGGAACGCAUUCUCUGCUCAGCCUGGUCCGCCGGCUCGCCCUCCGUCUACUACUUCAAGGUGCCCAAGGCCCAGCCAGAAGGGGAAGAACGCCUUCCUACUGAUUUGCACAUCACGUACAUGAACACCACCACCGUCACUGCUCAGGAUCUGUUCAAGAUCCACUCUGAGAAGAAGUACGAGGACAGCGCCCCUUAUGAGGGUUUCCUCCACCCAACCGAUGGAAUCCUUGCUCGCUAUAACCUCAACAUUCCAUUCGGAUACUUCAUCUACGGUAUUGGUGCCAUUCCUAGCUGGAUGUUCAUGAUCGGCAUCAGCUUCUUCAGUCGUACCAUCAUGUGA